This is a messenger RNA of Mollisia scopiformis, 312 nucleotides long. RefSeq lists its product as uncharacterized. The record is from RefSeq and is a predicted model, not a curated record. Lineage: Eukaryota; Fungi; Ascomycota; Leotiomycetes; Helotiales; Mollisiaceae. The transcript has a single exon. The annotation marks the transcript as partial.
AUGUGUUACUACGACCAGUAUCAAAUGACAUGUGGUGAUUGGAAGUGGGGAAAUUUUCGAAAACAAUGCAGCAAAGAGUAUCGAACAGGCGAUACCUGUGGUAUGAAACUGAUAAUGGAGGCAUAUCAGCUAGAUGAAAUGUGCAAGUAUUGUAAGAAAGUGGAGAUAAAGUCCGCAAAGAUUCGUAAAGAGCAGGAUCGUAUCAAGAGAUGGUGCAAUGAAGGAAACAGGAGAGCCUCUAUUGAGGCUGCGGAAGAGAACAUUGCAGCUAUAGAAAGGGAGAUUAUGGACUUGAUGGAUCAAACUAGUAGG